AUGGUUGCAAACACAACAGAUAUGACUGGAUCCAUAUAUCAUGAAAGACAAGUAAUUAUCAAAUAUUUCAUGUUUUUAGUUCAUAAUUAAACGUACAAAAAUAUGUUAUACACAUAUGUAUAAUUGUUAAUAUCUUGUAUAUGUUAUAUAUUUAUAUGCAUGUUAUUAUUCUUUCAGGUAAAAGAACUUUGCGCGUUACAUGCAUUGAAUAAUUUGUUUCAAGAAAGAGAUUUUAGUAAACAAGAAUUAGAUCAAAUUUGUUAUAGUCUAAGUCCAGAUGUAUGGAUUAAUCCCCAUAAAUCACUGCUAGGACUUGGUAAUUAUGAUAUUAAUGUUAUCAUGGCAGCACUACAACGAAGAGGACGUGAAGCAGUUUGGUUUGAUAAACGCAGAGAUCCAAAAUGUCUGUGUUUAGAUAACAUUGAAGGUUUUAUAUUAAAUGUACCAACAGAAUAUAAAUUGGGAUUUGUAUUACUUCCCUUGAAAAGACGACAUUGGAUUGCCCUGAAGAAAAUUCAUGGUGCCUUUUAUAAUCUUGAUUCAAAACUUGAUUCUCCUCAGCUUAUUGGGAAAGAAAAUGAUUUACUUAUAUAUCUGAAGGACCAGAUAGAGAGUAAGGAAAAGGAAUUAUUUCUUGUUGUAUCGAAAGAGAUAGAUAAUAACCAAGGAUGGCUGAUAAAUACAUAUGCAAAUAAAGAAGGCAUUAAUACAGAUCAUGAUACUAUUACAUAUAUUGAAGAUGGUUAUAUGGAACUUGAAAAAAAAUGGAUCUACAGAAAUGAAUGA
Molecule: messenger RNA, 786 nt
Organism: Heterotrigona itama
Lineage: Eukaryota; Metazoa; Arthropoda; Insecta; Hymenoptera; Apidae
Source: the annotation of a GenBank genome assembly